UGGCCAUGCCCACUGCUGUAAAGAGAGAGGACAUAUAAACUUCUUGUAAAAACUCACAGCCACUGAUGUGUGCAGAUGGUGGUGACUGGUCCCAGUAUAGCCGCUUCCAGUACAGCGCUCCGCUAACAGUAUUGUAGGCAACAUGGUGGAUCAACUUGCACACACAGAGAUCAACAGCCAAAGGAUAUCGGCGGUGGAAACAUGUUUUGGUGCUGCAGGUCAGCCUCUCACUCUUUCCGGAAGAGUCCUUGUAGGGGAAGGGAUUUUGACCAAAGAAUGUCGGAAGAAACCUAAGCAAAGGGUCUUCUUUCUCUUCAGCGAUAUCCUCGUCUAUGGAACCAUCCUCAUAAAUAAAGUUAAAUACAGUUGCCAGCACAUCAUCCCCUUGGAAGAUGUGUCCACCGAGAAACUUCCUGACAGUGGAGACAUGAAGAAUCGGUGGAUGCUGAAGACCUCUAAGAAAUCUUUUGUGGUUUCUGCUGCCUCUUACACCGAACGGGAAGAAUGGAUCAGUCAUAUCAAGGAAUGUUCCAGUAGGCUCUUGGCAAAGACUGGAAGACGACCAUCCACUAAACACGCGGCACCUUGGAUACCGGACAAAGACACCGAAAUCUGCAUGAGGUGCACCAAAACAAAAUUCACGACUUUGACCCGUAGGCACCAUUGUCGCAACUGUGGAUUUGUCGUAUGUCAUGAUUGUUCUCAGGCCCGGUUCUUGAUCCCAUCUUUAUCUUCCAAGCCCUUAAGAGUCUGUACCCUGUGUCAUCGAAAGCUGAUGGCCGACAAAAAACUUGAGGAGGAUAAAAAGAGGCGAUAUGACGAGAUCCUAAGGAGGAUGCCACAAUAUGAACCUUCCAGUGAUGAAGACAGUGAUGAAGACAGGAACAAUGACUUCUACUCUUCUUCAUGGUCAGCGUUCCAUGCCUGAUUUUAUUUUAUUUUUUCAUAUUUUUUAUAAAAAGUUUUUAAUGGUCUACAAGACAGGAUUAAGAGACAUGCAUGUGUAACUUCGCAGGGAUGGCUUCCCAGAAUGAGUUGUGUUGGUGGGCACCUUGGAGACCUCUCAAAGAGUUUCAGGACUUCAAAGACAUUGAAGAUUUUCACAAACUCUCCUUGAUCAUGGUGUCAGUUCCACCAGUUUAUUGGAGAAACACUACCACACAGGGCAGAUCUCUGUGCACUGGUGUUUUAUGUCUGGUGGCCAAACUCAGGGAGGCUUGAGGAGAACUUGCGUCAAAGACUUGGCUAGCCAUUGUGUUCCAAAAACGUAUCUUUCUAAUAGAAAUGAUCCAAUAAAUGUUUCAUCUGGAUACAAUUGGGUCAAAAUAACCAAAAAUUCAAAGCUGUGGACCUGAGGUGUAUGGGGCUCAAAAAGCAAUUGGUGCAGUCAACCACUGUUUCUGCCCAAAGCAACAAAUUCUCUUUAGACAUUGCCAGUAGCCACUAUUAUAUUGGUUUGUAGACCCUAUGGUGGCAUAUACUGGCAGUCUAACCAGUCAACACUUGGAAAAUAUCCCAUAGACUUCGAUGACACUAAAAUAGAUUCUCUUAGGGUAUGUUCACACACAUGGAAUCUGAGGCUGACUCCAAGAGAAAAUAAAAAUCCACUGUGUGAACAUACCCUUAACAAAACGCCAUAAACUUGUAACAUGGUAAUCAGUGGACUCUAUAGAAGUUACUCAGUGAUAAUUCUGCAGUACUAGUACCAUAAACCAAGUCUAUAUCUAGAUACAAAUAUAGGAGAUGGGCCAUACCACUCACCCAUUCAAGAGGUAGCCCUGAGGUCUAGCUAGAUGCGGCCCAUGUAUCCCAGAUGGGUGGGGGGUGGGGUAUGGAGUGAACCAGCCUAGGAGGCCAUUUUGCAUUCUUCCCCUUAUGUCAGACAGAACCUGAAGCUCCUGGUACCUGAUGAAAAAUAGAUGGCAGCGACCCCCAACUGUCACUUGUCAUUUAUAGUACUAAUCUCCUACAUGGGACAGAGGUUCUGGGGCCAGUGGGGUGAGUGCACCCCCUGUAGCUAUGACCCUGCUGGUAACUUCUCAGCUCUUUAUUAGAUACAUUGACGACAUUUGCCGUGUUUGUGACAUUUUGUAGCGUCUAGCUUAAGGCCUCAUGCACACAACCGUAUGUAUUUU
Messenger RNA from Bufo gargarizans (Asiatic toad), 2135 nucleotides. RefSeq names its product pleckstrin homology and FYVE domain containing 1 (gene PLEKHF1). NCBI's taxonomy places the organism in Eukaryota, Metazoa, Chordata, Amphibia, Anura, Bufonidae. The coding region runs from base 143 to 928 and encodes 261 amino acids. The transcript is spliced from 2 exons. The record is from RefSeq and is a predicted model, not a curated record. Gene Ontology annotation, molecular function: phosphatidylinositol binding; metal ion binding.